UAUUGACGCCUAUUAUGAAGGCGAUGAAUCAGGCGAAUAAGGCAGGCAGUGAUACAGACACCUAUAGCAGUGCUGCGCUAGCCCAGCCAAACGCUUCCGCCACAGGACCUCUCAGGACCCAGUUGUGACAGGUUUUCAAGAUGGCGGCGCCCCUGUAUCGGUGCUGCGCUCGGUUGCGGUGCCUGACCUUGUCAGUUCCCGCCGCCAGGUAUCACGCAAGGCCGAGGGUUUGGGGCCUGGGCGGGGUGUACAGGCCGGACCCGAAUGACCCGGAUACAAAGCAGUGGCAUAAGGGAGCCAAGUACGAGGCCAAGCUGUACGGCAGGCACGGAGACCUAUCGGGGGUGAAGCCGGAGGGGCUAUGGCCGAGCCCGGAGAAGCUGCGGGAGAUAGAGGAGGAGGAGAGGGAGUGGUGCCCGAGUCUGAGGGACAUGCUGGAUAAUGUGGAGGCCAAGGAGCGGGAGAUUGAGCGGAAGAAGCAGGAGAAGGAACGUUUAAUAGCGGCCAACCUGGCCAAGAUGCCGAAGAUGGUGGCCGACUGGCGCAGGGAGAAGCGGGAGGCCAAGCAGAAGCAGCGCGACGAGAAGGCUCGCAAGGAGCGGCUCAUGGCUAUCGCCCGCGACAAGUUCGGCCUCAACGUGGAUUCCCGGAGCCCCAAGUUCCAAGAAAUGGUGAAGGAAUUGGAAAAGGAAGAGAAAAAGAAACAGAAAGCCAUGAAAAGGAGACUGAAAGAGGAGGCUUUGGCGGCAGCUCCAACGGCGGCAGUGGCACCCGGUUCCCCCACUGCAGGAAAUCCCUGAGGUACCACAGGUAGCCCAGCCAUGUGCCCAGUCAUGUGCCUGAGGGCUGAACUGGGGGGCACGCAGGAUUCUGAUUGGUACAGCAAGGCCUUAUCUCUAGCGGUGCCGCUCAGGAACUGGACUGUGAGUGGGAGGUGAAGGCCAAUAACAACCUUAUUGUGUAAUGCAGAGGGGUAAAUGGUUUGGCCCCUGAGAUAUGGCAGUCAGGCCCCUCCGUAUGUUAGUGGACUUGCACUUAUGUUUUCUAAUAAAUAUCUGUA
Xenopus tropicalis (tropical clawed frog) is the source of this 1060-nucleotide messenger RNA. It is a transcript of the gene gadd45gip1, whose product is annotated as growth arrest and DNA damage-inducible proteins-interacting protein 1. NCBI's taxonomy places the organism in Eukaryota, Metazoa, Chordata, Amphibia, Anura, Pipidae. The record is from RefSeq and is marked provisional. Gene Ontology annotation, cellular component: nucleus; mitochondrion.